CCUUUUCUCAAAGCAUUUCCAUUUGUUAGUUAACAUUUCUUGGUGCAAGCUUUUUCAGUACAUUUUUCAGUUACUUUUUCAGUGCUUUCAAACAGUGAUGGGCCAUUCCAAAAUGUGGUGGGGACAUGUCCCCAGUGUAAAUGACACCUACACAUACAACUAACUGACAUAUAGUGGACCUGGGAGUUUUUGGGACCACCAGUGGCCUUGGCCCCAAGACGUUGCCCAUUUUGAAUGAACAGGCACGGAAAGUCAGUGUUUCAUGUCAAAGUAAAAACCCCAUACAUUGCUGGCUUAUGUUUUGAGGUUCAUGUAUGAUAGUGGGGGGAAUAAUAGGCUACUAAAUUAUGUUCAGUUUAAUUGGGUAAACUUACUAAUUGUAAUUUGGGUUGGAUCCAUACUUGCAACCUUUGGCAGGGAGCCUGUGCAACCGCCACAGGAGAGGUUUUCCUGACCUGCAUCUCACUUUGUGGCACGAUGGUUUGUACAUAGGUGCUUCCAGCUUGCCAGACAGUCAUCGCCGUGUCCAAUUACUGCCACAGCGCAUCCUCCCAAGAAAGUUAACGGGGUGGAUCCAGAGGCAACCCGUGCCUGCAGUUACGCGUUGAUACCCCUUUAAAAGGCUCACCAUGUUGCCAUCACAUGCUCCAGCACAGAAGUAGGAUGAGGAUGUUCUUCUUGUUGUUGUUGUUAUGUAAAACAUGUUUCUUAUGUAGUCUGUCGUUUUAAAUGAGCCCGGAGAGACUUCUGCUGGGGAUUUCUUCACUUUGCGUGGCAGGAGGGGGCCCAGCCCAGCCCAGCCUGCCUGUCAGCGCUGCAGCCAGUCAGUCAGUCAGUCAUGUUGUGCUGCUAGUUGUUGUUCAGUAGCACCGACUGGUGCGCAAACUGAAAGCUGCGUACAGUGUUAAUGCCAAGUGACGGAUAUAAGCGACGUGUUUGCGGGCUGCUGGCUGAGUCUCCGGCAGCAACACUCAAGGUUUUGCAGCCGUGUCGGCGUUGGAGGAGCGGAUGGGAUAGAAAAAAAACAUCCUGAGCAAACCCCGCACGUCUCGGAAAGGAGUGUUGCCUCUUCUUGCUAGAAGAGAGUUGUUUGCUCUGUCUCUUCUCUCCUCUCGUCGAUUUUUUUAAAAAAGGGUUUCCCUCGAGUGGAGUGGGGAAACAUCGGCGACAUUCGUGUUUAUUUCCUCGAGUUGAGCUGCAUCGGUUUACCCGUCGGGCUAUUGACUUGCCUUACCUAGCCAUUUGGAAAACAGGGUGCCCGGGCUGGCUCCUCGCACCAUUGAAAAUUAGACGAGAUAGUGCCUGCCACACGGAGCUACAGUACGAGGUGCAGAAGAAUCGCUUGCAGUCUUCUCCUGCUUUCCUGUCUACGGCAACGAUAUAAUGUUUACACAACGAGGACAUUCAUUUGGCGAAUUUGAACUAGCCCUGAGAUAAGCCCCGUGAAGAAGCAUGUGAUGACUCACGCAAGGCAGAAGGGUUUCCUCAGGCAGAGCGACAGUAGUGCUGAGUGGUGGGACAACUCCCCCCUUUGGCCACAUGGUGGCAUUAUGGGUGGCGCCUGGCCUGAGCGCUCACUACGAUUCGGAAGGACAAAGAAGAUACGUGAGAUCAUCAAACAAAGGAAAGGCAUGACCAAGAGGAUGAAUGAGAAGAGAGAGAGGACAGAAAAAUCUGAUCAGAACAGAAAACUCGACCGGAGGCGUGACAAGAAACGGGACAGGAAGUUGUAUCCUUUGCGGGGUAGGACUGGGGUUUCAGAUGGGGAGGGGCUCAGCUGCCAUGUCCUGCUUACCCGAUUGGAGGAAAGCCUCCGUGAAAAGGAGAAAUCUGCAGAAAGGGAGCAAAAGGAUAAACGGCGACAUUCAUCUCUCAAAGCCAAACCCAAAAAAGGGAAAAGCAGUGAAAGAAAGCAGACAAAGUCAUUACCAAAAACCAAAUCAAAGUCAAACAGCCCAAGUCAUGACGAGAGUAUUCAUGUCCCACAACCUCGCAAGCGUAGGCUGGCCUCUCUAAAUGCUGAGGCAGUGAACAGUCUACUACUUGAAAGAGCUACUGACCUUCAGCCGGCAGCCAAGCAGGCCAGGAGACAGGAAGAGCCUGCAAAUGGAGAGAUAUCCCUGGAUGCAGAUCCAGCCAGGAGUGGUGUCCCUGGAGGUCUGAAGGCUUCACGAAGAAACCUCAGUAAAGCUGCCAUGUCUCACAAACUUCAACUGUGCCAAAGCUCUAAGAAGGUCAAGAAGGCCAAAGCUAACCGACAAGAGCGCGGGUGGGUGAGUCAGGAGAGUCUGGAUGCCCCGACCCCAAGAAGAUUGGCUGGACUCAACGCUGCAGCCCUGCUGAAGUUAACCAGCUCCUCUGCUACCAGUAAACCAAGAGUAAAGGUUACACCGACAGCUACCGUCACAUCAGACUGCAUGGCUCCUGCUGCGGUCUCAACCCCAAAACAGCACUCCAGAGUCAAAUUCAAACACAAGGGGUACUCACAAAAGCGGAAGGGAAAAAAUGACCCUCCCCUGCAUAGUUGCAGCACAGCCUGCAAGAAGAAGGCAGACUUUGAGCCCAAAGUGGAGUGGGAGGCCGGCAGCUGCACCCAUCGACUGACCAAACCAGGCUACCAGUCACGCAGCAUGCUAGCGUACCCACUAAAGCAAGUGAAGGAAGAGCAGCUGGAGACUGAGCUGAGCCCAUACUACUGCUGUCCCCCAGAGGGCUCAGUGGAAUACUGCCACCGCUUGGCCUUCUUCCUGGGCCAGCAGCCCUAUGGAGAAUCAGAGGAUCAGCCACUUAACUCAUCCAUGACCCCUGUGAAGCACGAGUGCCUCGUAACCUCACCGUCUUUGACGCAUUCCCACUCGCACACAGCUCUGACCCUCAGUCCCCACCCCUGCCUCUGCACCGCAGACCACUGCUUCUCCAGCUACUACGUUCACAUUGCCCACCCAACACACACUGGAAAAACGUCAGCAAGCCUAGCCCCGCAACCUCUGAACUUUGCCCCCUCUAGUUUAUGCCCUAAUCGGAUGACUGGCUCCAAGCUGCUGGGACCACGGUUGUCCCACCCCGCCUACUGCAACUCGGUGGCUUCGCCCUGUUACGGUGACGCCUGUGGGAUCGGGGGCUACACGUACAGAGCCAUGCCUCCUGUCACCAGCAGGGGUUGUUCUUUCAGCACAGGAUGCACUGGAUGCACACACAGCAUCAAAACAGAGGGUUACUCCUCCCCUCAGGGUGACCACAGCCCCUCCCUUCUGGUUCCCCCCUCCUUGCCCAUGUCCAGCUGCCCUCUGUCCAACGUGCCCACUUCCACCCAGACUAAACCGCACCUGCUGACCCCCCUGUCGGGACGAGACCAGCCCCCGGCCAGGUUAAAGCUGGCCAGGGAAUGCCCACAGAGCACCAAGCCCUCCAUCGGCUCCCUGUCCAUGGGCCGCACACGGCUGCCACAGAAACAGCCGCCGCCCUUGCCAAGCCUCAGCAGCACCAAACAAAAGAGAGUCAGCCGCAGACGUGCCACCAACGGUUGGCGGCCUGUUGGAAUGCCCACAGAGAGGGAGGUCUUUAUUGCGGGAGAGGAUGAGACGGCCCUGCGGCAGUGUUAUGAAGGAGUCGAGAGAGACGGUGAAGUGAUACAUGUCAGAGACACUGUGCUGCUACGAUCGGGCCCCAGGAAAAAAUCCCUCCCAUAUGUUGCCAAGAUAUCAGCGCUGUGGGAGGACCCCAAAACAGGAGAACUGAUGAUGAGUCUUUUCUGGUACUACCGGCCUGAGCACACCCAGGGAGGCCGAGAUCCCAGCACACACUGUGAGAAUGAGAUUUUCGCCUCUCGGCAUCAGGAUGAAAAUAGUGUGGCCUGCAUAGAAGACAGAUGCUAUGUUCUCCCACUAGCCCAGUACUGUAGAUUUUGUGCCUUGGUGAAGCGGCGUGCUGAAGGCGCCCCACCUGGCAGUGCCAGCAUGGUGCCCUGCCGCCCCGACUUCGCCCCCCCUUCCCACCGCUGUGUGCCCACAGACGUCGACCCCGAGCUGGUGUAUCUCUGCCGGCACGUCUACGACUUCCGCUAUGGACGCAUCCUGAAGAACCUGCAGUAGAGGGUAGAAGGGGUGUCGCACCCAUGAAUUAAUCACAACAUAGCUCGUCCUCCUGUACAGAGGUGGGGAGUGCUGAAGGACUGAACACCCCUGUCUUUUCUGCUGGGGACUCUCAUGAUCAGAGGGAAGGGGGAGGGGCCUGUUUUGGAGAGGGACAGAAGUGUUUGAGACACAUUAUGAAGCACAGAUCCCUUUAGUUGACUAAAGGGGGGUUACAACGUGAUCGAUGAAUCCAUCUCAGUCAGAGCACCAAUGUUUUCUGGUUUGGAAGAGCGAUGAAGACAGAAUUCAUUCAUCAGCUUGGAUUUUUUAGCUUCCACAACACUCUGAGGUUACAUGGAUUCUUGUGUGCCCCCCCACCCCCACCGCCAGGAAUGCCAAACAUCAGGCUGAACUGGGCUACUGUCAAGACCGCGUUUCCCCCAAAGCAUCUUAGCACAACAAUCAUGUUUGUUCCAUUUGUAAGCCAGUGGCUCAGGAAUGGUCCGGCGCUAAGGUGCUUCCGGGGAACACAAGGCUGCACUGUCAGCUCAAUGUUAACGCUGUUCAACCAGCCAGGGUGAAGGAGCAGCUAAUGGAGAGUGUCGUCUUAUUUCUCCUGAUUUGAGUUUGUCUCAGUAGUGUGUUUGUGCGUGUGUGUUUGUGUUGUGUGAAACUCAGAGUGUUGUUAGUGUGGAUAAAUGGAUAAAUGUGGGUAUGUGUGAUGGUUUUUUAGCAGGCAUUCAGGCAAUCAAACCAAACAAGCAGCUUUAGAGGAAGCGGAGCUCUCUCUCCCAGUCCUCUCUCCUGUGUGCCACAGCGCACUGACACUGACAGAUACAUUUUCAUCUCACGCGAUGCUCUGUGCAAACUAAAAUACUGUACCUAAAGGGGGUUUGUGAGACCGAUCUUUCCUUAACAAACUCCACUCUAGAGCAGGGCCCUUUCACUUCAAGUCAGGACACUAAAAGUGGCUCUAAACUGAUUUUAUUAGAUGAUUUAACAAAAGACAAAAGCCCCAGUGGAUUUUCAAACUAACUUCCAUCUUUUCAAGCCACAGUCCUGGCUUGAAGAAGCCUUGUUUUAGAGAGGCUUUUUUCUAAGGGUCCAAUAGGGAGAUCCCUUACUGAGGAGCUGAGACGCUUCUAUCAAGACCAUCGUUAAUUGUUUAUUUGUUUGUUUUUCCUUACAUUUUCCCUGUGACUUGCCUUAUGACUUGCAGGUAGAGCUUUAGGCAGCUAGUCUCACCACAUACAACUAUGUGGUAGAACAGGUGUACUGUAGUCCCAAGAAAAAGGAUUUUGUUGCCUGAUUGACUGACUGGAGUGACUGACAGCUAUGACAUGAUCACUGGACAAAAUGCACUGGUUUAGGGCUGCCACCAAUGACUAUUUUCAUUAUCGAUUAAUCGUUUAGCUAGUAACGUGACAAAAUAGUUAGAAAUGUCCCAUUUCAUUUACUCACAGUGACUGAUUUUUUAUCCUGUUUUGUUUAACCAAUAGUCUAGACUAUCUACUAUCUUGUAUGACAAAGACAAAAAUUUGAGAAGCUAGAACCAUGAAAUGUUUGACUUAAAGCAUUAUACGAUUAUCAAAAUAGUUUCAGUCGAUCGACUAAUCAGUGAAUUGACUCAUUGUUGCAGCUCUACACUGGUUAGAAACACGGUGCACUUUUCAUGUCAUCGAUCUGCUGUGCUAUAGCUGCUCGCGUUGCGUGCCAAAACGUCGCAAUGUCCCGGAAAAUGUCUAUUCUGCCCGUUUCAGCUCUACAUCCACACCAAGUUUUUCUUCCUCCCCCUCCUCCCCCUGAAGAUAAACCAAAGGAUGUCACACAAGCCAGAGCCCCCGUCCCCUCCCUCGCACUUCUUCUCCUUGUCAGCACUUCUGCCCUUGUUCCCUUAUUAUAUUGCACUAAUUCAUUCCUUAAUUACAACAAACGUGUUCAACUCUUUUUUUUUUUUUUGUUCCAGCUACUAAUAUCUUACCGGAGGGAACAUACUGUGUAUCAUUUGUGUGUGUUUUUUGUAGAGAAGGAAACAGUAAGGAUGUCAUGGCUGCUUUUGUCAGUGCAAACUGUAUAUUUUUAUUGUUUGACCGUUAGAGGACUCGGCCAGCCUGUUCGUCAUGUUACCUGAUGCACAGCCUGUUGAAUCCCAUGGAUAUAUAUAUAUAUAUAUAUAUAUUACUAGUCAUUCCAUUUGAUUUAUCAAUCAGCUCUGACAUACUUAUAUAAAUAUACAGUAUAUAUAUAUAUAUAUGUAUGUAUGCACACUGUUAAUGUGGUUAGAUGGAGGCUGGACAAACGUAGCACCAUGUUAGACAUGUAUUUGGAUUGAAGGGGGGGUUGUGGGUGGGAAUGCAUGGGAGGGUGUUUGAUACUUAAUUGAGUUGUGGUUGAUUUCAGACCGCACUCAUUCAUUGCCUUUUAACCUGCAAGUGUUAUACUGUCACUCAGAAAAAUGAGUAGUGUCUGAGUGUGUGUACCUUUUUAAAAAAACAUAAAGAGUACCCGAUUGCUUUCCUAAACAGCACACGCCCUGUUCUUCAGCAUUGGAUAAGCCGUAAAAGUUUUCAACACUAUAAAGCCAUCUUUAACUUUUUCUCUAUUUGAGCAGCAUGACUCUUAACCCAAAACAAAGUCAAAUCCUGAUCAUUGGGUUUUUUAUUUCUAUUAAUACCCAGAUUCUUCAAAGAGAUAAUAUAUAUUCUCCUACUUUACAAUUUCUCCUUAUUAAGAAUAUUUUAUUAUGUCGAUUUCCUAAGAUGGCAUAUGCAAUAUAUUUUUAGACUUACUAUUUUUGGAAAAUGAACUUAACAAAUCAAGAAAAGAAUAUGCAUUAUCUUUUUUUUUUUCAAAUUAGUUUGAAGUCAUCACAGCAUUAAUUGAGAUUUGACCAAAUGAAAGAAAGAGGAGAAUGAAGGGAUUUGAUGCCGUCAUAUGAUCUAAGGUUGUAGAUAAUGGGCAGUGAGAAACUCCCUUCCAGGCAAUUUCUAAUGAAGUGUACAUAUCUGAACCCAGGAAGCACCGGGCACUCUUUAAACAAGCAGACAGCCAAUGCACAUUGUAGUAUUUUUGCAAGAUCUGUGAUAAUUAUAUUUAAAGUAAGAAAAAAAAAUAUUUAAAUGGAUUAAAUGAUACAAUAUAUUAAGAUUUCAAUUUAACUUAUUUGGAAAUACUGUGUCUAAUUGAUUAACUAUAUCUUGUUUCUGUGUGCUCCAGGAUGGAAAUGAGUUCUGUUUAUUUGUCAUUUAUAAGUUUAGAAAUUAAAUGAUUGAGUGGCGGUUGUUGACAGAAAUGCUAAUGUUGUUUAGUUUCUAUCGUUUAGUUGUGAAGGGGUGGAGAUCAGACCAAAGCACACCCUGGCAGACGCAAAAGCAGAAGUGGCCGCGAAUCACAGACACAGAUUUGAUCAGAUUUCCCUUUUGAGAUACUUGAAAAGUCAGAUCUGACCUGUGGGAAGAGACGACUUCAAGCUCUCCCUGCCUAACCUGACCGACCUUAAGUGUGACGUUUGGGAGAAUGCCUUGGCAACAUGGUCACCUGAGCUUUUAUUGAUUCGUCCUAUUAGGGGAGAGACGGAGACAGUGCGUCUGAGACAGGACAGGACGUCAUCUGGGCUCCAGGUAGAAGAUCCCCCUCAGGCUCUGAUUUAAGAUCAGUUUGCCUUCUCUAAAUUCAGCCAAAUAUUAUAGCGGGUUUUCAGUAAUUGUCAGCAAAUUAGAUUAUUAAAUAUUGAGGUGCUCAAGUCUAUCAGCACCAAAAGAGCUAGUGCCUGGGACUGGCUCACUCAUUCAGUGGCUGUUAUAAUAUGCCUAACUGUUGAAAAAAAUAUUUGGAAAAAUGGUUGUAUUUUCCCUAUUAUGUUAUGUUUGCCAUAAAUUUCAUUUUGAGAUAUUGAGGGUGAGGAUAUUGCAGUUUUUUUAUAAGUGAAGGGGGUGUCCAAAGAAAAUAUGAAUAUUGCUGUGUAGGGCCUUUUUAGAAAAUAAUAAUAAUGUCAAAUUUUGCCCACCUCCCCACCCCAAUCAUUUUGAUACAGUCCCUUAUUCAAGUCAUUAAAAAUACAAGGUUUUCAUGAGGGCUGAGAGGAAAUUAUUGAGUAGAUCAAACUGAGGAUUUGCUUAACAGCCUAACCCUCCAAACAUGGAAUUGGCUGACCACCGUUGCCUUUCUCCCAGAUGGGCAUUGACCGCGUUUGUCCCCUAGAGGGCAGGAAUCCUAUAUGUGCGCAACAGUCUCAUGGCCACAUCCCAAACUGUUAAACAGCUUCCUCUGCUUGUCCUCUUUCCUUACAGCCUUGUGUUUUGGCUUUUGAGAAUGAAAAGGAGACCGGAGACAGGAGAAGCAGCCAUGAUUCACCCUCCCAAGUGCUGGCCAGCCCUGCAACGAGCAUCGACUAGAUUGUUAUGUUGUUAUAUAUGUGACUCAAUUUCCCUAGCAGCUUUGCAUGGACAUAGUUGCAUCCUUCGUCACCAUGACAACAAGACAGGGCCAGCACUCGGGAGAUGUCAAUUUCUGUGUAAGUAGGACGUUCACAGUGGCAAGGGUCAAACACCGAAUGACUGAUGCCACACAGGACGUGUGCUCACUCCAUGAGUCAAAAAACAAAAGGACCCAACCAACUCAUGAGAUUCUGCUUUCUGUGUGGUCUGUAUUGAUGCUUAUUGUCAACAUAUAUUUUGAUAUAUUUGGAGAAAAUGGGGGAUAUACAGUUAAAAGUCUAGAUAUUUUUGGAGUAGGCCUAGAGAAGCAACAUGUGUAUCAGAUUAUUGUCACUUUGUCAUGCUAUCUGAAAAUCUCUUGGAUUUUUUGAAGAAUUAUAUAACAUCCCAACUGAUUUAAUGUUCCAUUGAAAGAAUAUUUAUAAAUUUUAAGUCCUUUGUGAAAAA
This is a messenger RNA of Micropterus salmoides (largemouth bass), 8956 nucleotides long. Its product is annotated as bromo adjacent homology domain-containing 1 protein. The coding region runs from base 1458 to 4091 and encodes 877 amino acids. Lineage: Eukaryota; Metazoa; Chordata; Actinopteri; Centrarchiformes; Centrarchidae. Gene Ontology annotation, molecular function: chromatin binding. The transcript has 8 exons. The record is from RefSeq and is a predicted model, not a curated record.